UUUUGUCUUAUAUUGAUAUUGAAGGAGUAUGUGGUCCAAAAUAGUUUUGAUGAUUGAAUAAAGCAAAGCAGAAUUAUAGUUUAGUUUCCCCAAAACCAUUCAUCCCUUUCGUCGGUGCCCAUAUAUAUAUAUAUAUAUUACUGUCUCAUCACUCAUUUGAUCUAUCUCUUUCUCACGCGCUGUCAACAUUUUCCCUCGGCGAUUUCCCGGCGACGAUCCGAUUUUCCGGCGAUAUACGGCCGUUGGGAACAGAGAAUCUUUCCGGUUCCCUUCUCGUAUUUGGAUCAAUCGGCUUCGCAAAAAUCAUGAAUCCCGAAUAUGACUACUUGUUCAAACUUCUGUUGAUAGGAGAUUCAGGUGUUGGAAAGUCAUGUCUUCUCCUGAGAUUUGCCGAUGACUCUUAUUUGGACAGCUACAUCAGCACAAUUGGUGUUGACUUUAAAAUACGUACUGUGGAGCAAGAUGGGAAGACUAUUAAACUUCAAAUUUGGGACACUGCUGGACAAGAACGUUUCAGGACAAUCACAAGUAGUUACUACCGUGGGGCACAUGGCAUAAUAAUAGUUUAUGAUAUAACUGAUCAAGAAAGCUUCAACAAUGUUAAGCAAUGGUUGAGUGAAAUUGAUCGCUAUGCAAGCGAAAAUGUAAACAAGCUUUUGGUUGGAAACAAGUCUGACUUGAAUGAUAACCGAGCAGUGUCGUACGAUACAGCAAAGGCAUUUGCUGAUGAAAUUGGCAUUCCAUUUAUGGAGGCUAGUGCAAAGAGUGCCACUAAUGUUGAGCAAGCUUUCAUGGCAAUGGCAGCUGAGAUAAAGAAUAGGAUGGCAACACAGCCAGCAUCAAACAAUGCAAAGCCACCCACCGUGCAGAUACGCGGACAACCUGUUAACCAAAAAAGUGGCUGCUGUUCUUCUUAGGUGUCGCAUUCUGCUAGCUAGAAUUGCUUCCAGAGUCACAUUCCAAUCGGAAUGCCUUGUUUUCUAAGCUGUGCCAGUUCCAUUCUUUUUAUACACCGGUAUCCAAGUGGCCUGUACAAAUCACAAGAAGUGCUUUUACGUAUAGGACUCUUUCGUCUCCGUUCUAUAUUUUCACUUCGUCGGGUUUCCAUGUCAAAGUUGCAGUGUUUGUUUCUGCAGUUUCAGGCAUAAUAUAUGUUUUAGAAGUUGGUUUUUAUUAGAUGGGAUAGUGAUAGAGCUGUAAUGCUGUUGUACUUGACUAUCAUGCUCUUCAAAUAAAAUGCUCUUGCCAUAA
Capsicum annuum is the source of this 1251-nucleotide messenger RNA. Its product is annotated as ras-related protein RABD2a. NCBI's taxonomy places the organism in Eukaryota, Viridiplantae, Streptophyta, Magnoliopsida, Solanales, Solanaceae. The transcript has 8 exons. The coding region runs from base 306 to 917 and encodes 203 amino acids. The record is from RefSeq and is a predicted model, not a curated record. Gene Ontology annotation, molecular function: GTP binding; GTPase activity.